AUGGCUCCCCGGAAACUCAACGUGCUGGUCUACAGCGGCACCGGCACGACCCUCGAAUCCGUCCGCCACGCCCUCUCCACCCUCCGCCACCUCCUCUCUCCGAACUACGCGGUCAUCCCCAUCCCCGAGGCCGCCCUCCUCAAGGAACCCUGGCAACAGACCUGCGCCCUCCUCGUCGUCCCCGGCGGCGGCGACCUCGGCUACUGCCGCGUACUCAACGGGCCCGGGAACCGCCGCAUCGCCGACUACGUCCGCAAGGGCGGGUCCUACCUCGGCUUCUGCGCCGGCGGCUACUACGGCUCCCGCAGGUGCGAGUUCGAGGUCGGCGACAAGACACUCGAGGUCAUCGGCACCCGCGAGCUCGGCUUCUACCCCGGAACCUGCAGAGGCGGCGCGUUCAAGGGGUUCGCGUAUCACAGUGAAGCGGGGGCUCGGGCGGUGAAGUUGAAGGUCGGGGAAGGGGAUGAGGUAGUCAGUUAUUAUAAUGGCGGAGGCGUCUUCGUCGAUGCUGAGAAACAUGCGGGCGUGGAGGUGCUCGCUAGCUAUGCAGAUGACAUCGACGUCGACGGCGGCGACGGCAAAGCUGCCGUGAUUUACUGCAAAGUCGGGUCCGGGAAUGUCAUCCUCACGGGCCCUCACCCAGAAUUCGCCGCCGCAAACCUGCACCCCCAACCCAAGAUCCCCUCCUACGAAUCCCUCAUCGCGACCCUCGCAGCCGCCGACGCCGCCCGCGUAUCCUUCCUCCGGACCUGCCUCGCCAAACUCGGCCUAGACCUCACCGCCGACCCCUCCGGCCCGCCGUCCCUCUCACGCCUGCACCUGACGUCGGCGAACCACACCGAGGUCGGCGAGACGUUGCACUCCUGGGAGGAGGCCAUCACGCGGACCGAGGACGGGGAGGAGUACAUCCACGGCGAGCACGACGUCUUCCGCAUCGAGAAGCACGCGACGCGUUUCGGCGUCGAGGAUCUACGGGAUGCCCUGCCGCCGGCGGGGGAUGUCGAUGAUUAUGACAAGGUCGUCAAGGUGAUUGUACCGCACGAGGAGGCCUGGCCCGACGUCAAGGAGACGCCGAGCUUCAACCACCGGCUGUUCUACAACUCGCUCAGGCAUUACAGGGAGAGGGAGCCCGCGGCGGAGGUGUGGGGUGAUAUGUUGCUGUACGGCGAGGUCGUCACCAGCACCAACACCCUCAUGGACAAAAAUAACAAGCUUCUCUCCAAACUCCCCACCGGCUUCACCCUUACGGCAUCGACUCAAGUCGCAGGCCGCGGCCGCGGCACCAACGUCUGGGUCGCUCCUCGCGGGAGUCUGAUCUUCUCAACGGUGAUAAACCACCCCGCUCACCUAGCCGCCUCCCACCCGGUCGUCUUCAUCCAGUACAUCUCCGCCAUCGCCAUCGCCGAGGCCGUGAAAUCAUACGACGACGGCUGUGGCGAUAUCCCCAUCAAGCUCAAGUGGCCGAACGACAUCUACUGCCGCGACCCCGCCUCCACCGCCGCGGACCCUUCCUACGUCAAAAUCGGCGGCAUCCUCUCCACCUGCAGCUACGCCCAGGGCGCCUACCAGUGCGUCGUGGGCAUCGGCAUCAACACCACCAACGCGCGCCCCACGACCUCCCUCAACGCCAUCGCCCCCGCGAGCCUGGUCGGCGGCUUCCACAUCGAGACCCUCCUCGCGCGCAUCCUGACGCGGAUCGAGGCCAUCUACGCGCAGUUCCGCCGCGAGGGCUUCUCGCGCGACCUCGAGGAGCGGUACUACAGGCUCUGGCUGCACUCGGAGCAAAAGGUCACGCUCGAGGCAGAGGCCGGGGCGCGGGCCAAGAUCGUGGGUAUCACGCGGGACUGGGGCCUGUUGAAGGCCGUCGAGGUCGAUCGCGACGGGAGGGAGACGGGGAGGAUGUGGGCGCUGCAGAGCGAUGAGAAUAGUUUUGAUUUCUGGAAGGGGCUGGUUAGGAGGAAGUUGUAG
Colletotrichum karsti is the source of this 1968-nucleotide messenger RNA. Its product is annotated as biotin apo-protein. NCBI's taxonomy places the organism in Eukaryota, Fungi, Ascomycota, Sordariomycetes, Glomerellales, Glomerellaceae. Gene Ontology annotation, biological process: protein modification process. Gene Ontology annotation, molecular function: biotin--[biotin carboxyl-carrier protein] ligase activity. The transcript is spliced from 5 exons. Gene Ontology annotation, cellular component: cytoplasm. The record is from RefSeq and is a predicted model, not a curated record. Bases 1 to 1968 code for a protein of 655 amino acids.